This is a messenger RNA of Diachasmimorpha longicaudata, 1512 nucleotides long. RefSeq lists its product as uncharacterized. The transcript is spliced from 2 exons. The record is from RefSeq and is a predicted model, not a curated record. NCBI's taxonomy places the organism in Eukaryota, Metazoa, Arthropoda, Insecta, Hymenoptera, Braconidae. Bases 222 to 455 code for a protein of 77 amino acids.
CUGAUGUUGUAAGCCUCGGCGUCCCUUGCAGCGAGUUAGCCCGGUUAGUUUCUCUCACAGAGCUCGACAGCGGUUGUCCACUCCCGCUGACGCACCAAAAACCUUCAGGAAAUUUUGUGAAUUUUUUUUUUCCGCAAAAAAAUUUAGAAAAAAAACAAUUUUUUAAAAUUAAUCAGUGACUUUACAUCUUUGAAUGAGAGGAGUGGAGAUACCUUGAUACGAUGAUACCGGAGCCCCAGAACGCAAGCCAAAUGACGGAGUCGACGCUGACGGGUGAGGAUGUUGAGGAUAAAGCGAGACUGGCAACGAAAGAGGAUGUGGCAACGAUAACCGCCUGGAAGAGAUACCAGAAAUUUGUGGAAAUGGUGGAAUCCCGUGGCAUUGAAUACAACAAGACAGCGGCAAUCGAGGCGAUGUUCCGUGGUAAUGAUCUCAUUUAUGCUAGUCAGAGAUAAAUCGAGACAGUGCCUGUGUUAUUUCAAUUGAAUCAAUUGAAGACAUUGAUGGAACGCCAUUUUAUAUCCCGCCAUUUCAUCUUGCUUGCUGAUGACGACCAAAGAAGAUACCGUUAUUAAUUAACUCUGAACCAAAUGAGAUUAUUAGCAUCACUAGUCACGAAAGGAUCAUAAUCCUCAUUUUUCAUGUAUCAAAUAUUUUUUAUGAAUUGUGAUGAGAUUCGGGAGGUUUUUUUUAUAUAGGCCAUGGGAAGUGAUAACUAGCGACCAAGAGUUGGUUUAGGUGCGGUAAAAUCUCCCCCAUAAUCUAGUUAAUUAAUUAGAAAUAAAUCUAAUGUGAAAAUUAAUCACCUUUGACGCGAUAACGAUGUAAUUUCUCAAUUCAUCGGCUAUGCUCAAUCUUGCCAGUAAAAUACUCACAAAAGUCCAGUAAAAUCACACAAGAUCGUGACAUAAAAAACCUCUAGAGAUAUUGAUAUUCCUAAUUUUUUAUUAAGGAACUCGAGCGUUAAAGAAAUUAUAGAAAAAAAAUUGUAUUUCUAGUCUACAAGGGUAAGAUAACAAUCUCAAACAACUAAUGACAAAAGAUUUUUAUUUCAUUGUAAGUAAUUAGCCUUAAUCACCAUUAAUUGAUAAAUAAAUAGAUGGGUUAAUAAAAAGUACAGAUUCUUUGUAAUAAAAAUCAAAAGACAACUGUUUCAUAUGCGUUACAAAUAUACCUUAUUCCAGACUGUUCUAACUAUUCAUAAUCUUUAAUGAAUUCCACAAGUUUAUCAUUCACCAUCUACUGCAUUCACUCCUCAGGAGUGAGCGGAAAUAUUCGUAUAAUGCACAUGUAUCUUUUUAUUUUAACAUUUUUUAUAAGUACACAUUAAAAUCCUUAACUCGCCCACGAAAAUUCACACUUUUAAACAUUUUUCAAGUCAAUUAUCUAGUCGUUACAAUUAAUUACAAUAUUUCUUCUCAUUUCCUAUAAUUAUUCUGAUUUUUCAUGUUCGAGGGGACGGCCCAAUCAUAUAAGAAAUGAGAGCCGGUACCCUAAAAUAAAUUUUGAUAA